AUGACGAGGACUGCACUGUAUUCGCUGCACUUUAGCGCAACAAAAGGAUUUACAUCGGUUCAGCCCCCAGCUUUUUGGCGCUGGAGCAGAAAUGGACAGUGUGGACAAGAAAGUCACUCGAGUAAUAAACUAGCAAGACUCCGCUUAAAUUCAGAGUUCCCUCAGUACCUCGAGCUAAUCGAGCUAUUGGGAAAAGGAAGCUUUGGCUCUGUUUUUAAAGUGAAGCAUCAGGUGGACUUGAAGACCUACGCUUUGAAGAUUGUGCAAUCUACAGAGAAAGCUGAUCGUGAAGUAAAGGCAUUGGCUAACCUGAACAAUCCAAACGUAGUUCAGUACUUUUGGUCUCUUCUUGCUUCAGACCUUGACGGAUCCUUAACUGCUCUGAAAGGCGGUUUUUCUGAUUCAGCUGAGAGUAAUGGCUAUGGAUCGGGAGUGGAUUUUAGUGACAGUUUCAGGUCGAGACCUCAGGAGGAUGUAGAUCCGUUUGAGUUGCGCAGCACAGACAGUAAAGAAAAUGGUUUAGAUUUGAACUUAAAAAGAUCACAACCUCCUGAUGAAGAUCCAGAUCUGUCUGAGUUACCCAGCAUGGACAGUCAAGGUGAUGAUUUAGAUUUGGACUCAAUGAGAUCACAAACCCCUUCUGAGGAUCCAGAUCUGUCUGAGUUACCCAGCACUCGCAGUCAAGAUGGUGAUUCAGAUUGGAACUCAAUGAGAACUCCUGCUGAAGAUCCAGAUCUGUCUGAGUCACCCAGCACUGACAGUAAAGAGGAUUUAGAUUUGAAGUUAAUAAAGCCACUCUCGCUUGAUGAAAAACCCGUCGUCACAAAAUUCACCAGCAGUCAGAAUGAGGACAAUGAAUCAGGAGUCAAUUUCAUUCUGAAUUCAACACACCUCUGCAUAUUUAUGGAGUACUGUGAUGGAGGUACACUGACAGCAUGGCUAAAUGACCGAAAUCGCGAGGAACAGCUAAGAACAGAGAAGGAAGCUCUUUCAGUCUUUCAUCAGAUCGUCAGUGGACUGAAGUAUAUCCAUUCACAAGGCUUCAUUCACAGAGACUUAAAGCCUGAUAACAUCCUUUUUGGCAAAGAUGACAAAGUGAAGAUUGGAGACUUUGGGCUCGUUACUCUGAUGACUGAUGUAAAUGGAGGCUCUCCGAAGAGGACAGUGUGUGUAGGAACCCCGUCAUACAGGAGUCCUGAACAGGAGAAUCAGAAGGAGUACGACGAAAAAACAGACAUUUUUCCGUUGGGACUCAUUUGGUUUGAGCUUCUCUGGAAAAUCCCUACUGUGAUGGAGAAAAGCAAGAUGUGGAAAGACGUGAGGAAUCGGAAGUUUCCGGACGUGUUCUGUAGGAAAUAUAAACCGCAGCGUGUGUACAUCAACAAAAUGCUCUCCAAAGAGCCAAAAGAGAGGCCAAAUGCUGUGAAGAUGCUCAAAAUUCUUCAAACCCUUUUUCCCUUGGAGAAGAGAAACUCGAGCCAUAACAGCGUCUGAAAUAAUGCCUGUAUGUGCAAACAGGAGUUUUAUAAGGGGGAUCUGUCACAGUGUGUCCACUUCUAAAGAAGGACAGUUAAUGUUGUUAAGAUGGUUUUUUUAUCAUGGAUUUGGGAAGUUGGGUCUAUCUAGAGUCAGUCAGUUUAAGGGGAGCCACUUUCUGUUCUUUCUGUUAAAUAAAAAACAUGAUUUAAAAAUGCAGAAGGGCACCGAAGAGCGAGUCCUCAGUGAAUGGGGGAGCUAAAUGGCUAAAAACAAAACAUUAAACAUGUUUCUAAACAUUUAUGCUGGAAAUUCCUUUAAUUUUGGAAAGAAGAAUUAUUUAUUUCAUCAAUUUAUUUAAACAAAACUAAGAAAACUUAACAGUACGUUUCCGUUUUUCUACAGCAAACAGGUUUUGGGCUGUAGAGUGUUAGCAUUACUGCAACUGAGUGCAGAUUGGUUAGCAUUACUGUAACUGAGUGCUGAUUGGUUAGC
This is a messenger RNA of Colossoma macropomum (tambaqui), 1971 nucleotides long. It is a transcript of the gene pkz, whose product is annotated as protein kinase containing Z-DNA binding domains. Gene Ontology annotation, molecular function: ATP binding; protein kinase activity. Bases 1 to 1494 code for a protein of 497 amino acids. The record is from RefSeq and is a predicted model, not a curated record. The transcript has 16 exons. Gene Ontology annotation, biological process: protein phosphorylation. NCBI's taxonomy places the organism in Eukaryota, Metazoa, Chordata, Actinopteri, Characiformes, Serrasalmidae.